UAACUUCAAAUCUCUCCAUGAUUUGUAUCUGAGAGGUUGCAGUAGGCUAGAGGAAUUUCCUAAAAUUAUUGGAAAGAUGGAUUCGUUAAAAGAGUUGAACCUAUCAUGCACUGGUGUCAAAGAAUUGCAUCUGUCAAUAGGAAAUCUCAUUGGACUUAAUGAGUUGGAUCUAGCAGAUUGUAAAAAUCUUACAACAAUACCAUGCAGCAUAUAUGAGUUACAAAAUCUAGAGAUCCUAAAUGUGAGUAGAUGCUCAAAUCUUGUUGUAUUUCCAACAAAAGCAAGUAUUUCACAUGGUCAUGACAGUAGCUCACUAGCGCUUCCCAAGCUCCGUGUAUUCAGAAUCAACAGAUGUAAUUUAUCAGCUGUAGAUUUCAUUGAGAGUCUUGAUUGCUUGGAAACAUUGACCGAACUUGAUCUCUCAAGUAACAAUUUUGUUACUGUUCCUGCACUUAGCAAAUUUGUCAAAUUGCCAGUGAUUGACUUGUAUUGUUGCAAGAGACUUCGAGAGAUUCCAGAUCUUCCACCAAAUAUACUCGAGGUAAAUGCGAAGGAUUGCGAAUCACUGGAGAGAUUUUUGAUAUUGCCCAAGUCUUUGAAUAUGAUAGAGAUGAACUUGUGGAAUUGCCAUAAAUUUAGUCACAGCCUGGGCGAUGACAUGAUGGAAAAUAUUUUGCUGAAUAAUCAGAAGUCCCGGUUUAGGCUUUUAUUACCGGAUAGUGAGGUUCCGAAGUGGUUCCAUUGUUCGAAGGAGGUUGCUGCUAAUGAAAAAGGCCAGUACAGGACAUGUGCAAUUUCUUUUGAAAUCCCAAGCAAAUUGAAUUGGGAGAACAUAGGACUGGCUCUUUGUUCUGUUCUGGAAAGACGUAGUUUUAUGACUCGCGAUGGAGCUGAUAUUUCCAUCAAUGGGGUAUUCAUACAUCGGGGUUCCAAGUUGCCCAGUUGGCUCCGUUCCAGUUGGCUCUAUCCAACGGCAGACCAUAUGUGGCUAACUUAUAUUCCAUUAUCUGAUGAAAUAAAGGGAAAGGUGGAUCAAGAGGGUUGGUCGCGUUAUCACUGUCGAGUUCAAUUUUACUCCUCGUCUGCCGUUCCAAUGAAAAGCUGUGGGGUUCACCUCGUAUGCCAACCACCGAAGGAACCUGCCGAUGAGAGUGGUAUGCUCGACUGCCUUUCGUGGCUUUCAUCAAUUGAAGAUGAUUGUGAAUCACUGGACACAGACGUUGGCCUAGUCAUAAGAGGUUGUGAAUCACUAGACACAGAGGGGACGUCGUCGUCAAGUGUACAUUAUUAUCAAUCACCGGACAUAGAGGGUGCGUCGCCGGCAAUUGAAGAUGAUGAUGAAGAAGAGCCAACUCCGUCUUCACGGCUGUCUCUGUCUUCCGAACCUCCAAAACGACACCGCACAACCUCCGAAGAUGAUGAUGAAGAAUCAUCAACAGUGAAUCCUCCAAAAAGACAACGCGCUGCCGGGCAACCAUCAAUGGUCCAUUUUGCUCAUGAUCCCUGACCUGCAUUGCUUCAACACCAAGAGGAACCAACUGAGUUGUUAAGGCUCUCUGUCUUCAGAGCCAACAAAACCUCGUGGCUCAGUUGAAGUGGGGACUAUAGAUUUUCCACUCAGAAAGGUUACAGACUCUGGCCAAUUUAGCUACAUGCUGAGUGCUGAUCCAACUCAAUUUGAGACGACCGCAAAUAAGCUAGAAGCAAAGAAGUUCUAGCCUAGCUUUGGCCAAGUAUCUUGCUUCAAGGUGAUGCUGCUGGCGGAUGCUGACCUUCUUGAGGAAGAAGGAUUUGGUUUUCAUUGUUUUUAAGGAUGGAAUUAAUAUUCGAUCAUAUGUGGCGGUUGAUGAGGGUUUUCAAUCAUAAGCAAGUGGCAUGAGUCUCUUUAGAGACUGCUGCAGGAUCAGGCUCUCUCCAACAAUUGAUCCCACUGUUGGAGGGGAGCAAUGGUGGCAGUCAGCUAGGCUCUGCAAAUCAAGUGGGAACUAUAAACUUCCACUUGGAAUGGUUGCAGAUUUGGGCAAAAUUGGGUACAUGCUGAUCUGUCUGAAUUUGGGACGAGGGGAAAAAAAAACUAGAAGUAAACGUAUGUGCUAUUUUCCAUGCUCAUCAUCCGUUUCUCUUCCCAGCUGAUGUAGUUUUCUUGUACAAUGUUCAAUAAGGGGGAAAAUAUGUCCUCCUACAUAUUUCAGAGAUUCUCUUCUUAGUUUUUCUUGCUUAAUUCGGAAGGUAUGAUCUUUGGUUAAUUGAUGUAAAUUAGCAUACGUAACUUAGCCCCUUGACAUUUUCAUAUAAUUAAUGUUUAUUUGCUCAUCAAAUUUGCAGGUAACAAGCAAACCUUGAUAGCUCCCAUCAGCCAACUACUCCACAGCUUCAACACCAUGCAAAAGCAACUGAGUCCUCUGUCUUCAGAACCAACAAAACUUCGUGGCGCAGUUGAAGGUGAUCAAGACCCGUAGCUGCCUUUGUCUCUGCAACCAACACUAUCAUCCACUUCAGAUGGAAUCAAUGAGGGCAUGGUGCUUUGGAUCUGGUAGGUGCUUGAGAUUGCCUACGUGAUGAUGGGGAAUAAGGGUAUCAAAACUGUUUGUAGUUGUCCUCAUUGUUGAUCCUCAAUUGAUUCCAUUGUUGUAGGAGAACAUUGGUAGUAUCAGCUAGCUAAUAAAUGCAAAUUAAGUGAGGAUUAUAGACAUUCCACUCUGAAAGGCUACAUAUUCUGGCCAAGUGGCCUGGGUACAGGCUGAUCCAGCUAAAUUUGAACCGACUGCAAAUAUGCUUGAAGCAAAGGUAUAUGCUACGUCCCCUUAGUUGUACUCUUGCCUAUACUCUUUUCCUCAUACUUUUAUGCGCAAUUGCCUUUAUGUUAUUGUCUACAAUUUGAUCAAAACAUAUCAUGUUCAAAGAGCAUGAUGUUGCAUUAUCCACAUGGUCCAUGGAUUGAGCACAUGGAAU
Rosa rugosa (rugosa rose) is the source of this 2952-nucleotide messenger RNA. RefSeq names its product disease resistance protein TAO1-like. Gene Ontology annotation, molecular function: protein binding. The transcript is spliced from 9 exons. The record is from RefSeq and is a predicted model, not a curated record. NCBI's taxonomy places the organism in Eukaryota, Viridiplantae, Streptophyta, Magnoliopsida, Rosales, Rosaceae. Bases 77 to 1507 code for a protein of 476 amino acids.